UUGGUGCGAUCCCGAUAUCAUCGCUGGAUGCGAGCGUGAAGUGGCAGAGGCUGAAAAUGGUGCUUCUGAAACAACUAAAAGUGAAUGCAUAAUGCGCUUAUCUUGGGCUCUUGUUCAUUCAAAGCGUCCAGAAGAUCGCCAGCGUGGUAUAGCAAUGCUAGAUGCUUCUUUAGGGCUCACUAGUGGUCCACAACAAAAGAGGGAAAAGCUUUAUCUUUUAGGUGUUGGAUACUACAGAAGUGGGGAUUAUGCUAGAAGCAGAGAGAUAGUGGAUAGCUGUUUGGCGAUUGAACCUGAUUGGAGGCAGGCAUUGACCCUGAAGAAGGCAAUUGAAGAUAAAAUCACUAAAGAUGGAGUGAUUGGCAUUGGCAUUGCUGCCACUGUUGCUGGGCUGGUUGUGGGGGGGAUUGCGGCUGCGUUGUCCCGUAAGAAGUGACUGAUGAUCGUGUGAACUGCUGCUGCCUGUGCAUAACAAAUGCAAACCUUUUCGCAGUCCCUCUUUUAGAGUCCUAUGACUCUCUCCGUGAGAGUACUAUGUUUGAGAGCAUUUCUUUUCUUCCUCCCUGAUAGGCUGGUAGUACUACUGAAUCUUCAAAAAUAGUUAGUUGCUUUUUUAUGGCUUGUUUGGUGUAUAAUAACUGCUUAUAUAGUGAGUUGCUGGGAACUAAUUAGGGGUCAAUCGUGAUCAGGUAGGGCUUUCAGCGGGAAAGAGACCUAGGUACGCACUAAAGCACCCUAGGAGAACUUGUUCAGAGGGACUUUUCAUGCUAGGUGGAGAAUUUAGGAUGUUUUUACUUUGGACAGUUUUUAGUCCCAGAUCAGGCCAGACCAGACUGGACAAUUAUAAAAUACAUAGAGAUCAAACCGGGUCAAUUCAGUUCUGACAAGACAUAAAGAGAUGUGUAAAUACUAAACC
Molecule: messenger RNA, 916 nt
Organism: Cuscuta epithymum
Lineage: Eukaryota; Viridiplantae; Streptophyta; Magnoliopsida; Solanales; Convolvulaceae
Source: the annotation of a GenBank genome assembly